AUGAAGGGACCUAGACCCCACUAUGAGAGAUUGAUUGAGGAAUUCUCGAAACGGCACCCAUGUCACCGCAGACAGGCCUCGACGGCUUCUAGCACUGAGGACAAGGAGGAUAUUGGAUGUUCAUCAGAUACGGUGCUGCAAGUCGACAUCGGAAAUACAGCAUCGCCAACCAGGAGCAACAUGACCAAAUUGAAGAUAUUCGACUUUGAUUCUACUCUAUUUCGAUCGCCACUACCGAAUCCGAACCUAUGGAGUCCCGAGCUCUCAGGUCUACUCAUAUCAGAUCUUGGUUGGUUUACAGAUCCACGAACGUUAGGCUCGCCAGGAAUUCCAGAAGAACCAGACAUGAGCUGGUUUGAUCCUGAUGUUGUAAAAGAUGCCUUGUUGGCUAUACAAGAACCCCAAACUACUCUUACCGUUCUCUUGACUGGAAGGAGGAGAUCGUUAUAUGGAACUCGUGUGGUCGAUACUUGCUUGAACCUGAAACCAGAUGCUCUGCCCUUUGAUAUUUUCUUCUUUAAGGAACCUCAUGAUACAGAAGAAGCUCGUAUACGCUAUCCAAACACAAUCCACUUUAAAUUAAACGUACUCUCGCGACUGCUGCAAGCCUUCCCAACUAUAAAACACGUCGAAUUCUAUGAAGAUCGACCCAAACAUGUAGAAAUAUUCGAACGAGAACUCAUGUCCAUACAAUCCGAAUCCCGCAUAUCUUCCUAUGAUAUCCACUUUGUCCAACAAGCACCCGAGCUUGAGAAAUUCCUUGAACCCAAAUUCGAACAAUAUCUAGUAAAAGAUCUUGUAGCUAAACAUAAUGCCCGUAUCAACUCUGUAGCGCAAUCACCAACCACUGGAUUAUUUAGCACACCAUCUGUAUCUCUCAUGACGCUAAUAAGACCCGUCGAGAUUGGCGAAGAAGUGACUUAUACAGGUAUACAACUAGACUCUGCAUCUCGUCAAGCUCUACUCGCUGCUUGUCCUAUGCCACCAUUGCACCAUACCAGACCGAAUCUACAUGUUACCUUGUAUAAAGGAGGUGUUGACGGGUCCGAGCUGGCUUGGAUUGGUGGGUUGAGUGCCCAAGUGAGCUUGAGAGCUACUCGUAUUGGUAGUAUACCUGAUCGUAUUGUAGGUCUGGUAGUUGAAAUCGUUGGGCAUGAAGUCAUUGAUGCAGAUGGAGCUAUGGAUUCUCCAGCAUCAUCGAAUUAUGAAUCUGUGGAUACUGGUAAUGGAUCUCCGCAAACGCCAUAUCAUGGUGAUCAUAUUGUAGUUGUUGGCAAUGAUGAUGGCAGUAGUAGUCAAGGCAAAUCGAGUAUUGCUAGUAGUGACGAAUACAGCAAACGCAAGAUGAAGAAUCCAAUACCGAUCGUGGUAGACACAUCAUCACCCACUGCUUCACCAUCUCUCCAGAGCAACACUGUCAACAACGAUAUGUUAAUACUCCCUCUAUACCUUGCUCCACACGGUAAAUCCCACGAGGCUUCUCGAAUAACUAACUGGACACCGCUCGAAACACCCAUAUCACUCAAAGGAACCGUAUUCGAGAAACGUGUCACUGGAAUAACCAAUCGUCGUAAAUCAGCACCACAAAUCCCACAAGCUGUAUCUAUUGGUAGUCUUGUCAUGCAAUCUUACCCGUCGUUAAAAGGUCGUGAUGUGGGACUCGCUGUGCGGUUAACGACUGCGUGGAUGAAGAGGGAUGGGAUUGAGAAUAUGGCUGAAACGAAAGAUCAGAUUCAUCAUUUGAUUCAUAACAUGUCUGGUAUUGUGUUGGAUAAAGGGGCUCUGGAAGGUGCUGUUGAUGCUGCUGAAGAUGCGCUAGCUAAGAAUGUGCAUGGAAGUGCUUGA
Messenger RNA from Synchytrium microbalum, 1845 nucleotides. RefSeq lists its product as uncharacterized. The transcript has 3 exons. The record is from RefSeq and is a predicted model, not a curated record. The coding region runs from base 1 to 1845 and encodes 614 amino acids. NCBI's taxonomy places the organism in Eukaryota, Fungi, Chytridiomycota, Chytridiomycetes, Synchytriales, Synchytriaceae.